Messenger RNA from Stomoxys calcitrans (stable fly), 2241 nucleotides. RefSeq names its product O-acyltransferase like protein-like. The transcript is spliced from 13 exons. The record is from RefSeq and is a predicted model, not a curated record. NCBI's taxonomy places the organism in Eukaryota, Metazoa, Arthropoda, Insecta, Diptera, Muscidae. Bases 298 to 2241 code for a protein of 647 amino acids. Gene Ontology annotation, molecular function: acyltransferase activity, transferring groups other than amino-acyl groups.
UGCCAGCAAAAAUUUGCAACUUUGAACAGAUGUUUUGUAAAGGUCAGCUGUUUUAUGAAAAGUAGCCGUUACAUGAAAAUAGAAAAGCUAACACCAAAAUGGAUCAAAAAGGCAGAGAUUCAAGGAAGCAGCUAGUGUUCAGGUACAGAAAACUCGCCAAAUGAAGUUAUAAUUUUACCUCAAGUUUAUUGUUCUACAUUAAAAGAUUCUUCUCCAGAGUUACCCCCACUAUAUACUUUCGACGACUACGACACGUGUUUUGUAAAUACGACAUCAGCUCUGGCCUCCACCUAUUGCAUGGUCCUAGCUCAAGUGCAACCAGAUAAUUCUUCAAAUAUAUGGCAAGCAAUUGAGGAGCAUAAAAUGGGCAAAUUUCAUUAUCGCCAUGAUUUACUCUUUUUUGGGGUGUGUGUGGAGAAAUGUUUGCGCUUCAUCGAUUCCAAGGAUGAUGAUUAUCCGACUAAAGAAACUAAUGAAACGCUAGAUAUGGAGAUCAUUAAGCAUUUGGAAUUUAUCCAUAAAAGACCCUUGGACAUAGAAAUGCGGCUGAAAUAUUCUUCACUGAUGCAAAGAUGUCUGAACGAGGAAUUCCAAAGGAAAUACAAUUUAAAGCUGAAAACAUUUAUUGAGUAUUGCGAAAAAGGCCCAGAAGAUAAUCACCUUGAAAAAGAUGAAGGAGUGAGACUUCUACAUAAAGUCGUCAAAGGCCUUCUUCUGUUGAUGCUGUUUUCAUCAUUCUACGAUUAUUAUUUGCUGACACAUCAGACAGAGGAAAACCAAAAUGGAGAUUUUUACAAAAAUAACCAUGUAGACUUUGUAUCACGCAUUUUGACAUCAUUCUCGGUAGCACGAAACUAUUAUCGCCUGAACCAACCCUAUCGUGGAAAAAUUGGCAAAGACUUUGCAUAUCUCGAUGGUUAUCGCGCGAUAUGCACAAUUUUUGUGAUACAAGCCCACACAUUCUACUUGCAGUUUCUACAUAUCCAAAAUCCCGAGUAUUUCGAAAAUAUUAUGGGGAGCAAAGCUGGCUUAGCUCUACUCAACACUUCAACCGUCAUUGAAAUCUAUGCGGUGAUGAGCGGGCUAUUAUUCACUGUGAAAUUCAAGGAGAGCCAAAUUGUAACGCCGCAGACAAGUUGGACUAAAUGCUUGCGAAUCUUUUUGCUCAUAGUUGCUGCUCGUUUUCUGAGAUUUAUACCGUCGGUAGCUAUAAACCUUUUAGUUAAUGGCGCCGCUUUAAGCUCUUUCGCCGAUGGACCAUUUUGGCGUCACAUAAGCGAACCCUGUCGAACAUUCAGCCGAGAAAAUUGGUGGCAAAAUAUUUUCAUGAUAAAUAAUUUCACACCACAGCAUUCGGUGAGCAAUCAUACAUGGUAUCUUGCAGCCGACUUCCAGUUAUUUACGAUUUACACUUUUGUCCUUAUAUUUAUUUCAAAAAGCCCACACUAUAAGAAACACGUUUUAGUAGGAUUAUCCUUCCUCUCCGUACUUAUACCCACAGCGAUAAGUUACUAUUUUAAACUGGAAUCGACUUAUAUUGUGAAACCUGAAAACUAUAGAUAUGGAUUUAUUAGCAAUACGAAAGAAUUUGAAAAAUUGUACAUACCCUCCUACACGAAUUUGGGCGGAUAUCUCUUUGGUAUAUGGUGUGGGGAGCUUUACAUAAAGUUCCUUAGCAGGGAGAAGAUACGGCGCAAGGUACAAGGAGUGCUCAAAUAUGAACUGUCAAUCUUGUUAAUUAUUCCCAUUGGCUGGCUUAUAAUUCGUUGCGGAACUAUUACGGUUUACUUUGAACCAUCCAUAUGGACGGCACUUUUAAGUGGAUCAUAUCGCAAUUUGUGGAUUGUCUUCGUCUGUGGCAUCCCGGUGCUGACAAUGACUUGCAAAGCAGGAAUGAUGGCCUAUGAUUUUUGCUGUUUGCCCAUAUUCCGUAUCAUAGCGCGUCUCUCAUUCCAGAUGUAUAUGUGGCAUGUAUGUGUAUUGCAAAUAGCAAAUGGUUAUCAGAGGCAGCCACAUUAUAUGACCCAUAAGUACAUGGUUGGACAGGGAAUGAUAACUACAACGUUAUCAAUAAUUGUGGCAUUCUUUGUAUGCAUAUUAGUGGAGUUCCCUGUUUCACAAAUUUUCGAUGCAUUCAUAGCCGAUUUAAAGGAAAAUUCAGAAGGUGUAUUCUCUCUUAAUCCAAAAGUAUUACCGGAGAGAUCUAUGUAUGGAAGUCCGGGCUGCUCGCAAAAUCAUUAA